AUGUGGGCUAUUUUCAAGAUACUUUCUGGCGCAGUCUACCUGCUGUCCAUCAUCCUUUCGAUACCCAUCGCAUUCGAUGUCGGCGGUCGCGACUCUGGCCUGGCCUACAGCCUGUCCAUCUUCCUCUUCUACUUCCUCUACAGCUUCGUCAAGGCCAUAACCCCAAAAGACUCACGGCUGCGGUGGACCUUGACCAAUACCCUCGGCACCCUGCAGUGGGUCGUCCUUCCGGGCCUCCUCAUCUGGUCGCUCAGCCGUUUCUCCGUCGAUGCUGGCUCCACGGACUGGGUCUCGAGGACCCUUGGCCACAUCCGGCCCGCCGCCAAAUACACCGAGAGCUGGCAUGAGUGGUUCUUCGGCCAGGGCGGUAUGCUCGAGCAUCUGACCCUGGGAGGUUGGGACAAGGGCCUGAGCUACUCAAGCCCCGUCUUCCAGUUGCUCGAGGGCUUCUGUAGCUUGUUGGUCAUCCAGGCCGCUGGCCAGAUCACACGAUGGCUCGUCAACAGGGGGCGCAGUGAUACCUGGAUAAUCGUGCUUGUUGUCUUCUCCGGCUCCAUCAUGGCCACCGCGGUCUACUUCCUCUGGCGCGUCGCCAGGUUCCCACAGAUCGGCAACCUCGAUGCGACCCUGAUCGGCGUGACAAUGACCUCGGCAGUCUUUCUCUGCGCCUUUGGUAUCGGCAGCGGCAGGGGCAACCCCGUUGAAUCCUCUCUCCUGUUUGCAUACGUCGUCCUCUGCAUAUACCAGAUCUUCACCGACUAUCUCCCUUCGCCCGACGGAGCGGCAGCGCAAGCCCUGGCCGGGGAACACGCCGCGGCUGCGCAGCCCGAGUUUCCUCCCCUGCCGCCGAUCAUCAUGGCAUCCUACUCGACCCUCCUCCACAUGCUGGGCCAGCUUCCCGACGCCAUCAGCUCCUCCCUGACCUUCCUGUGGGCUGCCUUCCAGACCAUCACCCCCAGCGUCAUCAUCUCGCUCACCUAUCGCAUCAUCGUCUUUUACUGCGCGACCCGGAUCAUACCAGCGGUGCGAGAGUCGGGUGCCCGGGCGCUCAUGGACGAGCCCUCCAACCUGGAUGACUCCUCCGACGCGGCGAACAAGCUCAUGAGUUUCCUGUCGUGGUUCUCGCCUUCCAUCCUUAUCGCCGUGUACACAAGCCUGCUGCUACAGCACUUCUCGGUCGCGGCGAUGGACGGCGACGGCAUCGGCUGGACUCUUAGGGGAGGCGACGCUGGCGGCAACCUGUGGCGGUGGAUGAACGUGGCCGCCACCAUGGGCCUCUACGCCAUCGAGCUGUACCUGGGCAAGGAUGAGGUGGACCACUGGAAGAUCGACUGA
This is a messenger RNA of Diaporthe citri, 1335 nucleotides long. RefSeq lists its product as uncharacterized. The transcript has 2 exons. Lineage: Eukaryota; Fungi; Ascomycota; Sordariomycetes; Diaporthales; Diaporthaceae. The coding region runs from base 1 to 1335 and encodes 444 amino acids. Gene Ontology annotation, biological process: endoplasmic reticulum inheritance; septin ring assembly. Gene Ontology annotation, cellular component: perinuclear endoplasmic reticulum; cortical endoplasmic reticulum; endoplasmic reticulum membrane. The record is from RefSeq and is a predicted model, not a curated record.